Dromiciops gliroides (monito del monte) is the source of this 11232-nucleotide messenger RNA. It is a transcript of the gene NEBL, whose product is annotated as nebulette. Bases 1658 to 4702 code for a protein of 1014 amino acids. The record is from RefSeq and is a predicted model, not a curated record. Gene Ontology annotation, molecular function: actin filament binding. Gene Ontology annotation, cellular component: Z disc; focal adhesion. Gene Ontology annotation, biological process: cardiac muscle thin filament assembly. Lineage: Eukaryota; Metazoa; Chordata; Mammalia; Microbiotheria; Microbiotheriidae. The transcript is spliced from 33 exons.
UUAGGGAGAUCCAGGACAGGUUUGCUCUUUCUCCAUUAUACCCGAGUUCCUCAUCCUGCCUAACAUUGCAUGCCUCUUCUUGCCACCACCUCUUUGAUCAUAGAUCUCAUCUCAGAAAAGGGAAGGAGUUCUGAGAGAAGCUCUCUAGAGAAAGCUGGGGAUGAGUCAGAGAAACAGAAAAAGGACCAGGAUCAUUAGAGGCAGUGACUUGUUUGGUGCUAUACCAUCUGCCCCUAGUAAAUUUAAAUGUUGGAAAACGAGACCCAGUAUAAAGAGUUUAAAACAAGGAUCUAAAAGAAAUAAAUGGGAAUUUCCCUUAAAAUGGAGGAAAGGAAAGAAGUGGGGAAUCUACAGGGAGACCAUCAAACAUAAACUGCUUAUUUUAUUAAUUUGCCUAAGGCUAGCCCUGUGAGGUUUGUUAUUUGAAUAAAAAUGGAUACUCCUAAGCUCCUUUUUUUUUUUGUCUAUCACCAGAAGGGUCUUAAUUUCAAGAGGUUUGACUUUCAUUUCAUAAAAAAAUUCUCCAAAUAUUAAAGAUGCCUCCUUUCCUCUUCCUUCCCCUUUCUUCUUUCCCCCAUCAAUCAAAAGGUUUUCUUCUUUUAAAAACUAAAAUGGGGUCACUGACAUAUUCCAAUCAAAGUUACAUUCAAUAACAUUUCUUUUCCUGACCACUUUUAAUGAAACUAUUAAUUUGUACAAGGAUCAUGCUACAUACAACACUACAUUUAAAUGUUUCUACCAUCAAUCAACUGUAUUUCCCUCAAACUAAUAUUUUCACUCCAGAAAUGCAUAUGAUGACUAAUUUAUGAAUAUUGAUGUGCAGUAGCUGAUGGGAAGGUAAGCAAGAACUUUUUAAAAAUUCAAAUUUAAUUUAACUUUUGUGCUUAACAAGAAAAUAAUUAGUUGUUUUAAAUUCAUUUUUUAUCAUUUAGCAGGGAUAUAAACUUUUUAUAUAACUAGAGGCUCUUCGAAAAUCCUUACUCUAGUGGCCAGUAAACCUGACAGAUGCAGGGAGAAUAGGGUACUGGAAGGGAGGCAAGAUUUCAAGUCAACUGAGUGGCUAGAUUUAAAGGAAUAGAACUCAACUGCUAAAAUAGAGAUGGAGAACGUAAUGCAGGAUUGCUGAAGAUGCCUACAUUGAUUUAUAUAAUGUUAAUUUUCACGAAGAACUGUUGGACUAAGCUCUUAAGACAUCCAGCGUUUGACUCAAGAAACAGUUCUAUAGGAAGCCCAGGAAUUAGUUCUUGCAUUUAACUAAAGAUUAUUUUUAGUAUAUUUACUUUUUUUCCCCACUAAAGGGGAAGGAGAAAAAUCAUGUGAAAAACAAUGGAAAAAAAAGAUGGCCAAAUGACAUAUUUCAUAGAAUGAAUUAUCUGAUUCUACCCCUUUGUCUCCAUGUGGACUCCAUAUGCCUUGGUCAGCAGAGCAGCGUAUGGUGAACUCUCAAGGUCCUGGGAUAUCCACUAAGCCUGAAGGGCCCUGAAUCUAUGCAGUUAUUCAAGAAUUUCAUAGCCUGAAGAGAUGAAUUUUGGAGGUUUCACAACAUAUAGGAGAUUUUCCAUGCAAAUGGCAGCACUCCCAAAAUGAGACGUACCUUCCUUGGAUCCUUUUGUGUUCUUCUGAUUGGUAUUUCAUAACAUAAAGAGAAACAACAAACAUGAGAGUGCCCAUCUUUGAAGACUGCAAAGAUGAAAGUGAAGGAGAGAAAUCUGGGGGAGAAGAUGUAGAAGAUGAAGAAGAAAAGGUAUUUCUUAAGCCUGUCAUUGAAGACCGAAACAUGGAAUUGGCUAGAAAAUGUACUGAGCUAAUUAGUGAGAUCCAUUAUAGAGGAGAGUAUAAAAAGUCCAAAGACAAAUGUACAUUUGUAACUGACACCCCUCUGCUAAACCAUGUGAAACACAUAGGUGCUUUUAUUUCUGAGGCCAAGUACAAAGGCACCGUCAAGGCAGAUCUUUCCAAUUCUUUGUAUAAGCAGAUGCCAGCCACAAUUGACAGUGUAUUUGCAAGAGAAGUUUCACAGCUUCAGAGUGAGGUUCUCUACAAACAGAAACACGAUGCUGCAAAAGGAACAUCAGACUAUUCACAUAUGAAGGAACCACCUGAUGUAAUACAUGCCAUGGAAACCAGUAAACAUCAAAGUAAUGUUUCUUAUAGGAAGGAUGCAGAGGAAAAUCAUAAAUACAAUGCAGGGAUUGACAGAUCAGACAUCAAGAUGGCAACCCAAGUCUCCAAGAUCAUUAGCAAUGCUGAAUACAAGAAAGGAAAAGGAGAAAUGAAUAAAGAACCAGCUGUAAUUGGAAGGCCAGAUUUUAAGCAUGCUAUGGAAGCUUCUAAACUUUCUAGUCAAGUUAAAUACAGAGAAAAAUUUGAUAAUGAAAUGAAGGAUAAGAAACACCAAUAUAAUCCUCUUGAAAGUGCUUCUUUUAGACAAAGUCAGUUUGCAGCUACCCUUGCAAGUGAUGUACAGUACAAGAAAGAUGCUCAGAUGAUGCAUGAUCCAGUUUCAUAUCUCCCAAGCCUAUUUUUAGACCAUGCUUUGAAAACCAGCAAAAUGCUCAGUGAUCAUGAAUAUAAGAAGCUAUUUGAAGAAAGCAAAGGAAGUUAUCAUUUUGAAACUGACACAGCAGAACACCUCCAUCAUAAAGGCAACACAGCGCUCCAGAGUCAGGUUAAGUACAAAGAAGAGUAUGAAAAAGCCAAGGGCAAGUCGAUGCUUGAAUUUGUGGACACUCCAUCUUACCAGGCUUCCAAGGAGGCUCAAAAAAUGCAAAGUGAGAAAAUUUACCGAAAGGAUUUUGAAAAAGGAAUCAAAGGAAGGCCAUCCCUAGAUUUAGACAAGACUCCGGAAUUUUUGCAUGUAAAAUAUGUCACAAAUCUUCUCAAAGAGAAAGAAUAUAGAAAGGACCUGGAAAAUGAAAUAAAGGGGAAAGGAAUGGAACUUAGUUCAGAAAUACCUGACAUUCAGAGAGCAAAAAGAGCAUCUGAAAUGGCAAGUGAGAAGGAGUACAAGAAAGAUCUGGAAAAUGAAAUUAAAGGGAGAGGAAUGCAAAUUGGCACAGAUACCCUUGACAUACAACGAGCCAAAAAAGCUUCUGAAAUCUCAAGCCAGAAAGAAUAUAAAAGAGAUCUGGAGACAGAAAUUAAGGGGAAAGGGAUGCAGGUGGGCACAGAUACUCUUGAUAUUCAACGAGCUAAGAAAGCAUCUGAAAUGGCAAGUCAGAAAGAGUACAAAAGAGACCUGGAAAAUGAAAUUAAAGGGAAAGGAAUGCAAGUGAGCAUGGAUAUCCCUGAUAUGCUUCGAGCCAAGAGAGCAUCUGAAAUCUACAGCCAGAAAAAAUACAAAGGUAAAGCAGAGAAGAUGCUGACUAACUAUUCAACAGUGGCAGAUACUCCUGAAAUACAGAGGAUCAAGGCAGCCCAAAAGAACAUCAGCAUGGUGUUUUAUAAGAAAGGAGUAGGAGCUGGCACAGCUGUAAAAGAGACCCCAGAGAUUGAACGGGUCAAGAAAAAUCAACAGAAUAUCAGUUCAGUGAAAUAUAAAGAAGAAAUAAAACAGGCAACAACCAUCUCAGACCUUCCAGAGCUAAAGAGAGUUAAAGAAAAUCAGAAGAAUAUCAGCAAUCUGCAAUAUAGAGAGCAGAACUACAAAGCUACUCCUGUUUGCAUGACUCCUGAGAUUGAGAGAGUGAAGAGGAACCAGGAACAUCUCAGCCUGGUGAAAUACAGAGGAGAAAGCAAAUGUGGCACAUCCAUUUCUGACCCUCCAGAGCUGAAGAGAGUUAAAGAAAACCAGAAGAACCUCAGCAAUGUUCAUUAUAAGGGACAACUGGGCAGAGCAACUGCCAUAAGUGUCACUCCAGAGAUGGAAAGAGUUAAGAAGAAUCAAGAAAAUAUUAGCUCGGUUAAGUAUACCCAGGAUCAGAAACAGAUGAAAGGUAGACCAAGUUUGAUUGUAGAUACCCCUGGACUGAGGCAUGUUAAAGAAACUCAAAACAAUAUUUCCAUGGUUAAAUAUCAUGAAGACUUUGAGAAGACAAAGGGCAGAGGUUUCACCCCAGUUGUGGAUGACCCAGUGACAGAGCGAGUGAGGAAGAAUACCCAGGUUGUCAGUGAUGCUGCUUACAAAGGUAUACAUCCACAGAUUGUGGAAAUGGAUCGGCGGCCUGGAAUCAUUGUGGACCUUAAAGUUUGGCGUACCGAUCCUGGUUCCAUCUUCGACAUUGAUCCAUUGGAAGACAAUAUUCAAUCUAGGAGUCUACAUAUGCUUUCUGAAAAGGCAAGUCUCUACAGUAGACAUCGGUCUCAUUCAACCAGUACCCUUGGUGUAGGACCAGGGGAUGAUAAGUCAGAAAUCUCUGAGACAAACCCUAGCUUUUCCUUCUGCAGUGAGCUAACAAGACCAUCUGAUGAAGAAGGAGCCCCCGUACUUCCUGGGGCCUACCAACAAAGCCAAUCCCAAGGCUAUGGGUAUAUGCAUCAGACCAGCAUGUCAUCCAUGAGAUCAAUGCAACACUCACCAAGUCUGAGGACCUACCGAGCAAUGUAUGAUUACAGCGCUCAAGAUGAAGAUGAAGUUUCUUUCAGGGAUGGUGACUACAUUGUCAACGUGCAACCUAUCGAUGAUGGAUGGAUGUACGGCACUGUGCAGAGAACUGGGAAAACUGGAAUGCUUCCAGCCAAUUACAUUGAGUUUGUUAACUAAUUCUUUAUCCUCCUUCCCCUUUGAGCUUUAUUCUAAUAUAUUCUGAAGCCUAACCUUUUUAAAAAAGAUGGAAGAUACUUUUAAGACCACUUAUUAGCUAUUUUAUCACUGAGAUAAGUCAGUCCUUAAAUUGAAAGAUAGACACAGGUCCCAGGAAGAAAGCUUGGGCUCCCAGCCUAAAGCAGCAGUAGGUUCAGUCAUCCCCAAAACCAACCAAACAACUAAGUUAACUGUGACUGGAUACCUAGUACUGGUAACCGUGUUUGUGGUUUCUUCUGAUUGGUUCCUGAUCCCUUGUUUCUGGUAUUGAAAAGAGGCAUUUCUUCUCUCUCUAAUCUGAUAAGUAAAGGAAAAUUCUUAGCUGUCACUUUAGCAUCAACGAGAGACCCAGCCCAUUAAUGUAAUAACAGCACAUCCAGUAGUCUCCAAGAUGUUUCAAUUUAGACUCAUGAGGCAGGUACCAAAUCCAAUUGUAAUCAACCAGUUGGAUAUUUUUAAGGACUGGCAGAGAACAGGCUGUUUAUAAUCACAAUGUCUUACUUAUCCAGUAGCCAUUGGGGGUAAAGAAAGUUUUGCUCACAUGGUGAAAAGAAUCCCAGAUUCCUUGGGACAGUGGCAUCUGUGCCCUCCAUAUGCAUUCCCAGUUGUGUCCCUCUCUUCCACUUACAUUUGAUAGGGCCAACUGGUUGAAACUCUCUGCUUUCUAUUAUUUUUCCUCUAAAUCUAAUUCAGGGAAAGAAAUAUAAUAUUUGCUAGGCCUUAUAAAAUGUCAGGGCCAAAUAACUCGCCAUAGCUACUCUGCAAAGGCCUAAAUUCAAAUGCUGCCUAUUUUCCUUCCCCAAUCUCCUUUAUCCUGAUUCCCCAGGCAAGUUUAAGCUUAGGUACAAUAUGCACCAUUGCUGCAUAGUCCAUAACCAUGAUUAUCCCUGUCAUAACAGCCAAGUUUAUAGAUGAUUAAAAAACCCCAACUUCCCAUUUGCCAGCUCAUUUGAAAAAAAAAAAAACCAAAAACCAAACAACAUUUUAAAAAGUUGCUUGUGAUUCUUCUGCUGUGCUGCAUUCUAAUUUUGAAGGAGUUACAACCUUAGGAAAUAAAUUUAUAUUCUAGUAAAUAAAUAAUUUAGGUAUUCCUUGAGAAGCUUUCACUGACACUGCUUCUAUAUUAAGGGAACAAAAAGCCUAACUGGAUCUGGUGAAAAGUUGCAAGAAAAAGUUAACGGAAAGACAGAGAUUCUGUUUAGAAUAUAAUGAAUGGGUAGUUUUCAUUUGGCUUCUAGCAUGGAAAUUCAGCAACUUAAAUUGGUUAUAUAAAGGAUCCUCUUUCUACUUUGUAUUAUGUCUCCUCCAGACCUAAAUCUGGGAGAGGGAGAGGAAUAGGAAAUUCAUUAGAGAUUUUUAGUAUAGACACAAUGAGUUCAUUAACUGAGGAGUGAUCGUGAAGGCUGUUUUUUCCCACAGAGAAUGAGUAGAGAUUCCCAUCAAAUAAAUUAGUGCCACUCUUAGCUGUGGGGUCACAGUGUCAAGAAGCCAAAAAUCUCGGGGCAGCUAGAUGGCACAGUGGAUAAAGCACCGGCCCUGGAUUCAGGAGUACCUGAGUUCAAAUCCGGCCUCAGACACUUGACACUUACUAGCUGUGUGACCUUGGACAAGUCACUUAACCCCCAUUGCCCCACAAAAUAAAAAAAAAAAAGAAGCCAAAAAUCUGAAUGGAUGAGCCAAGAUGUGGAUACACCUGUAUUUCCCCACCCUGAUUUUGUAGUUUAUUGUCCUCUGCAGUGAGAUUAUACACCAAGAACAGCUGGAUGUUUUGCACCAGUGCUGUUUUGCUUAAUACUUUAUUUUUUAACUCUCCAAAUAUUUAGUAAAAUUGACAGUACUUAGAGGAGAUAUUUGGAGCACAGAAUGUAUUGGAAAAUGUGAGGUAACAAAAGGCCUAAAAAAACUGUCUUGUAACUGAAAAAUCUUAUGGAGCCAAAGCUAAAUUUCUGUUGAUAUUUCAUAACUUUGAAAAUUUGUAUUGUCUCACUGGGGAGGUGAGGUCAAUAAGCUAUAUCCCAAUCAAAUCAUGACUGCAUGGCAUCAAUAAGACUUGAAAAGUCAAUCAGGCUUAUUUUAGAUGGGGGUUCGGAUGGUAAUAACAUCACCUAAUAAUGGAUUUGACUAUUUUCAUUUGUCAUUGACUUGGAAAGUUAUUUAACUUAAUCAAUGCAAUCAACUGGAUGUUUGAGGGGCUUAUUCAGGCGUAGACUAAGGAAAAUCUAAAUAUGUAAUUGAAUUGAAGAAUGAGCUUUUAUGAAAAUCCCAAUUUAAAGGCAUAUGCUUCUUCACACCAAUUUGGUUUUUAAGUAAAUAUGUAAGUUUCAAGGUACAAGAUAGACCAUUUCCUGUGAUAAAUUAAAAAGUAGAAAAGGAAGAAAGCAGUUGGUGACUGCAAUUUCAAACUUAGCUUAAGAUGGUUAUAAUUUGUAUAAACCCAUACAUAGGAUGCUCACAGAAAACUGAUUUUAAGUGAUCAUUUGAAUCAGGACUGCAAGGUGACAACAAAGUGACAAUUUGGUAUUUUAUAUUCUGUAGUUUCAAAACUCAAAUUUAGGAAAUGUAAACACCUACAUGAGUGCACAUGUGUCCACAUAGAGGUAGUGUUUGAUUUCAGAGCUUCACAUAGUAUCUGGAUAUCAAUCAAGAUACCUAUGCUCCAUGUAAUACCAACCAGCAUUAAUUAAGGGGCAAGCAUCAGCAUUAAACUAAUUGGCAGUGUUGUAGAUGAGGUAAAACAAGAUACUGUGUGCUCUGAAGAUCAUAAUUCAUUUUUUUCCGUUCAUGGUUACAAAAUCUUGUUCUGAUGCUAAGUAUCUCUGAAACAGGAGGAACACUGGAAACAGAGCAAUCUUAUACCAAAGCACUAUUUCUGCAGUGUCACAAUUUAUUUUUCAAGUACAUUCUUUAUGUUCUUAUAUGAAUCUUUAUUAAGGCUCCUCAUGACACCACCACCCUCCCCCCAACCCAAACCUUAAUUCAGCUUGGUGACAUCUCCCUUUUGUAAAAUAUGGACAGCAAAAGAGAAGUUAAGAAUUAAGUAUCUAUUUUAUGAAGUCAAAAAAAUGACUGAACCAUACCCAAAACUAGAAAGGGUGAAUGUCCCUACCUUUCUAAUAAUAGGAUGCUUUCAGGAGUGAUAAAAGCAGCUAGACCAGUUUGAUACAUUUUUAAAUGUUCCCAAGAACAGCAAAAACAAAAUUUCAAAACUGUGUGUGAAUGAUUUUUCUCUUGAGAGUGACAUGAACAAGGAUGUAUUUCUUCUGUUGUAAGUAAGGUUUUGUAGUACGUGUUUUUACUAAUUCUUCUCUAGGAAAGCUUUCUAUUUUUAACCUGUGGCAAAAUGAAUUCUUCUUUGUCAUCUUGUUCUCAUCAACUCUAAUUAGCAGCAUAAUCCACAUCACAGUGUUGGGAUCCAUAUCUCCUGUCCCACUGAGCUCAGCAGAACAUACAAAAGUGUGUAAGCACAGUUCUCAGAAUCACCUUUUUUAGACCUGCUAUUUUAGCAGGGCAUUACUCAACCUGUGUUUUUGCUUCUCUCAUCAAUGACGUGAAGUGACAAGCUUCAAAAAAAUAUGUUAUUUUGCCUGUUUUUCUUUUAAACCACAGACUAACCUCUCUUUGUUGUGCUUCAAUGCAUUUCAAAGAUUGGGUGAAGUCCCUUCUCAAAGAGGCAAUGGAAUGACUAAAGUUGCCCCUCUAUUUCAGGUUCAUUCACCUCCACUGGAAUGUUUUCAAUGCAAAGAUCAUUAAAAUGUGUAUUACCCUUUAAAGCACACAUGUGUAAACAUGAAGAAAGUAAAUCAGUUUUUAUUGUGUAUUUAAUAAAAUGGGUGCCUUGUUGAUUAUCCCCAUUUGUCCACAUGGCCUUUGAGAGAAAAUCAAGCAAGCUUCUGUUGCCAAUUCUACAGGAAUGCUCAUAUCAUACGUGAUUUGUAUUUUAGGAAAUGAGAAGCUCUGAAGAAAGAAGAGCUCUCUUUGCCAAACAACCAUAUUGGAAUGAACAAUUUGUUGCAUUUCACUUUCAGAAGAUUUGAACUCAUAAAACUGAAAGGUCAUUUUAAACUCUUCCAUCUCUUCUUUGAGAGUUCCUUGGGUCCUUAAAAUGCCUAUAGUUCUUUCUAACACAAGGGUUAAAUGUUAGGUUUGGGGAUUUUUAGUAUUUCCUAGACAAAAGAAUUAUGAGGCACAAACAUUUGGCAGAAUUAACUCCAUGAGAAGAAAAUGGUUUCAUGAGUUCAUUGCUCAUUCAGCUCUUUGCCUCUAAGAAUAUAAAACUUGUGUAGAUAGGUAGACCUAUAAAAGUUGCUAGAUUAUGGCUGUCCUGAGUAACAUGAAAUAUGGAAACAAAAAAACUUUAGUUAAGUACUGUCUUAGUAGUAAAAUAUAUAAAUUAGGUUAAAAUGCUAAAUGAAAGUAGGUCUUUGAAGUACUAUAUGCCCUUCAGGGCUCUUUGCAGGCAAUUGCCAACUACUGGUGAUCUAAAAAGCUAAGACUUUAGAUAAUCUGUAGCAAUUAUUCCAAGAUGCUUUAGACUACAGGAACCCCACACCACAAGUCUGGAAGAAGCCUCAGGGCCAUCUGUCCUCCCUCAAACUUUCUGAUUCACUACAAUAUAUUUGUGGGAAUUUCAUAUGCUUUUUGUGUCUGAUAAACUAUAAAGUUUGCAUACUAGACUUAAGUUGUAAUCCAUUUGCUGUUGAGAAUGAAUUGUAUUGGAAGAUGAAAGGAUACUGCAUGACAAUCAUUUUCUUGGGUAUUGCAUUGUUGGACCAUCAGAAAAGAGCAAUGAAUGUACUGUUGACAUGAUGUAGAAACUAUAAGCUGUUGGUUUUUACCAUGUGAUAUUAAAAAAAAUAGUAAAAAGGAACCACUGGGCAGUUUGGCUUAUGUUUGCUUUAAAGUAUGCAGAAUUUGAGUUUGUUAUCAUGCUUUUUUCACAAAACUGUAUUUGCUUAAAAGGUAUGCAGUUAAGAAGGAAACACUGUUUUUCAAAUGGAGGGUCUUACAGAAUGAUGUCAUGUGUUGACAUAAUUUGGCUUUUGUUAUGCAGAUUAACACCAGCUAUUAAAAUAUAUUUUAGUAGAAAUGCUUUAAUUCACAUUCUUUUCCCUUUACACUGUGAAUCUUGAAGCCUUGGUGGAUUACAACAGCUUCAUGCUAACCCAAAUACUAACCUAUGCAAACUAGAUGCAUUUCAUUUGAUGUCACAGAGAUUGUAAUGAUACUUUCCCUUGCCUAACAUACAAUGGCAUUAAAAACAAAUGGUUGAGUCUCACAUCAUUUAUGUUCAUCAUGGUCAUGGAAUGCACUCUUCAACGCAACUGUCAUCAUUAGGAUCAGGUCAGGAGCAAAACAGCAGUUCAUUUGGAUCAGUUGACUGUUAAAAUGAGAAUGUCCCAUGAUGUAUACCUGCUGUAGCUCCAGCUUUCUCACUUUGGGUGUUUUCCUCAAAUAGAACUGCGUGUAAAAAUGCCCUUGCUUUGGGGUAUGGAUAAUUUUUCUUCAUUCUGUAUUUGUGAAACUUUAUAAAAGCAUUAAUUUUCCAUCCCUACACACUUGGUUUGCUUAAAUAAAUGUGGGUAAUGAUGAAACGGGGUCUACUACUUGACUUUGCAUUGGGAGACAAGAUAAUGAAUUCUUUGGCUGUAACUCAGUUGAGCCAUUUAUCAGGUAUGAGAUGUGGACGUGAUGGCUCAUAUGCCACUCAGUCAGUUAUAGGUACAAUUAACCCUACUCAAUUACCUAAAAAGUCGUGUCUAAUGAAGACAAAAUUAAGGAAUUGCCACAGUCCUUUUCCAAGUACAGCGAGUAUCUCUUUAAAACACCAGUGAAUGCUACAGCAAUGCAGUGUUGUGUUUAGUGCUUUAGUGUGCUUCAGUGGUUAGUUACCAGUACUAUACUUAAUAGUUUAAACUUUAACUAUUAGCAUUUAUUCAAGGAUAAAACAAUUUAUAGCAAAGAACAGAAAGCAGAGAUUAAACAUAUGUGUGGGGUAACACUAUGUGGUAUUCCAUUUGUCAGGUGGGAUAUUAUUGGUUUUUAAAAAUUUUCUCUGAUUAAAAAAAAAACAACUAUGUUAAUCCUUAGGAAAACUUUUACUCUCAUCUUACUUUCCCAUGACUUCAGUGUAUUUUCAUUUGGUAUUAUAUGGCUCAGGCAGCAUGAUGGACUGAAAUGAAAACGGAAUUUGAAGUCAGCAGACCUGCAUCCAAAUCUCAGUUCUUUCAUUUAUUCUAUAAACUUUGGCUUUGGGCCUCAGUUUACUCAUCUGUAAAAUGAGGGAGUGGGACUAAUCUUUAAGAUACGAUCUAAUUCCAGUAUACAAUCCUAUAAUCUUUUGAGUACUGAACUGAUGAAUUUUUCACAUAAAUCUCAGUAUAAUUCUCCUUAAACUCUUUGUCCAGGUGGCAUAGUGGAUAAAGUGCUGGGCUUGGCAUCAGGAAGACUCAUCUUGCUGAGUUUAAAUAUGGCCCGAUACUAGCAGUAUGACU